AUGUAUAUAGUAUUAUCUGUAGGAAUGACUAUAUUGUUAGCAACAGGAACAAUACUCAUUACAUAUCUUCAACAUGCCCGUGGACUGUUUAGAAUUGCUAGUUAUCGUAUGGAGCAUUCAAUAAACAUUAAUAUUCUACAGAAUAUUACGUUAAAAAAUAAAAUUUUUAUGACCGAGAACAUAAUUUGUGCCAUUGAUAUUCAUCGUCAAGCCAUAAAAUUAUGCAAGCAGUUAGUGUCCACACUCGAGAAGUUCAUAUUUUGUUUCACGUUGUGUAUAGUAAUUUGCUUUACUCUCAAUAUGUUUCAACUUUUUCAGAUAGCAUCAUCUGAAAAUAAUUUCACCAAAUUUUUUCUGCCAUUUUUGUACAUGACUGUAAGCCUGGUA
This is a messenger RNA of Wasmannia auropunctata (little fire ant), 387 nucleotides long. RefSeq lists its product as uncharacterized. The annotation marks the transcript as partial. The record is from RefSeq and is a predicted model, not a curated record. NCBI's taxonomy places the organism in Eukaryota, Metazoa, Arthropoda, Insecta, Hymenoptera, Formicidae. The transcript has 4 exons.